AUGGUGAUUCAAGUUCUUAAAGCCCUUCUUUUAGGGCUAGGUGCAUUCCAGGCUGUGUCUGCGGAAAGUUCUACAUACACUGAGCUCUACCGCCCUCAGUAUCACUUCACGCCUCCCAAAAACUGGAUGAAUGACCCCAAUGGCCUUUUGUAUCACAAGGGUAUCUACCACCUUUUUUAUCAGUACAACCCUGGUGGCACGACGUGGGGUGCCAUUUCAUGGGGCCAUGCCACCAGCCGGGACUUGACUCAUUGGGAGCAGCAGCCUAUCGCCCUUCUCGCCCGCGGCUACCCGAACAACAUCACUGAGAUGUUUUUCUCCGGAUCUGCAGUCGCUGAUGUUGACAAUACAAGUGGUUUCGGCCACAGUGGCAAGACGCCUUUGGUUGCUAUGUAUACUUCAUAUUACCCUUAUGCCCAGACUUUGCCAAGUGGAAAGAAAGUCCAGGCAAAUCAGCAAGCCCAGUCUAUUGCCUAUAGCCUCGACGAUGGCACGACUUGGACGACAUAUGAUAAAGCAAACCCAGUGAUUUUGGACCCUCCCGCCCAAUAUUCAGAUCAGAUUCUCAACUUUCGUGAUCCUAAUAUCUUCUGGUACAAGCCGACGAAGAAGUGGAUUGCUGUCCUUUCUUUGGCAGAGCUCCACAAGCUUCUGAUUUACACAUCGAAAGAUCUUAAGAACUGGACUCUUGCCAGCGAAUUCGGACCUGUGAAUGCUGUCGGGGGUUUGUUUUCAGGAACCACCCUUCCACCAAGCGACAGUAUUAUCUUUGCAGACUUUGAAGGAACAGAAACAUUUGCCGAUCUUGAUUGGACCCCAACUGGAGACUUAAUCAACCAGUCGCCCACCAACGGCACUGUACCUGGGCAAAACCCUGUAACCGGCUACUUAGGCAAGCGCCUCGUCAAUACAUUCCUAAAUGGGGAUGCCACGACUGGAACACUCACCUCUAAACCCUUCACCAUUGCCAAGAGAUAUAUCAAUUUCCUCAUCAGCGGUGGCUACAACUUGAAUGAUACGGCCAUACACUUGAAGAUAGACGGUCAAAUAAUACGUUCUGCUACCGGCACGAAUAGCGAAAACCUUGUUUGGCAGAGUUGGGAUGUCAGCUCACUACAGAAUCACACUGCCGUGAUUCAGAUUGUUGACUCUGCAACCGGCGGUUGGGGCCAUAUCAAUGUCGACGAAAUCUCCUUCUCGGACUCCGCCGUGCGAAGCCAAGUGGCUAACUGGGUAGACUGGGGCCCAGACUUUUACGCUGCCCAGGCCUACAAUGGACUGGCUUUAGAGAAGCGCCUCGCUAUUGGGUGGAUGAACAAUUGGCAAUACGGUGGACUGAUCCCAACUACUCCAUGGCGCAGUGCAAUGUCGAUCCCCCGAGAAUUCUCACUGACGACGAUCAAUGGAAAAGCCACUCUGGUGCAGGCUCCCACAGAGAGUUGGGGCUCUAUCAUGAGCGGGAAGGGCCUUGAUCGAUCCUUUCUCUCCGUUGACGAAGGCACGAAAUCAAUAGGCUCUGUUGGAAAGGCACUAAAGAUUAAACUGAGUUUCUCUGACCGAGAUCCAGCUGCGGCAGGACUUUCUCAGUUUGGAAUUAUUGUUCGGGCCACCCCAGACCUAAAGCAACAGACACGAGUUGGCUAUGAUUUUGCAACCAAGGAGGUCUUCAUUGAUCGGAGCAGAUCUGGUAAUGUCUCGUUUGAUAGCACAUUCCCAGACACGUAUCACGCUCCCUUGGCGUCUAAUGCUAGAGGCCAAAUUACCCUUCAGAUUUAUGUGGACUGGUCUAGUGUUGAGGUGUUCGGAGGCCAGGGCGAAACUACAAUCAGUACCCAGAUAUUCCCGAGCAAUGGUGCAACAAACGCUGAGAUAUUCUCUAUCGGAGGGAACACUAAGAACGUCCAUGUUGAAAUAAACAAAAUCAUUUCGACAUGGGACAACUAG
Molecule: messenger RNA, 1944 nt
Organism: Penicillium manginii
Lineage: Eukaryota; Fungi; Ascomycota; Eurotiomycetes; Eurotiales; Aspergillaceae
Product: glycoside hydrolase family 32 protein
Exons: 3
Coding region: 1-1944 (647 amino acids)
Biological process (GO): sucrose catabolic process
Molecular function (GO): sucrose alpha-glucosidase activity
Source: RefSeq, a predicted model, not a curated record